Theobroma cacao (cacao) is the source of this 2389-nucleotide messenger RNA. Its product is annotated as RNA polymerase II C-terminal domain phosphatase-like 4. Gene Ontology annotation, molecular function: RNA polymerase II CTD heptapeptide repeat phosphatase activity. The record is from RefSeq and is a predicted model, not a curated record. Gene Ontology annotation, cellular component: nucleus. NCBI's taxonomy places the organism in Eukaryota, Viridiplantae, Streptophyta, Magnoliopsida, Malvales, Malvaceae.
UCUGUCAUUUUUGCUAUCCCCGUUCUUCUCCCACUAACCCGAGCAGCCAACCCUCUCCCUUCCUCGGUUCCCGGCGCCAUCACCCACCUCGAAAACUGUAUUAAUUACCUCGAAAUCUAUUCUGUCCGUAUCACCCACCUCUUCCUCUCCAAAAAAGAAAGACAUAUUUUUCUUUCUCUCUCUAACAAUCCAUUAAAGCAGAUGAGUCUCGUAACUGAUUCCCCAGUACACUCGUCUAGCAGCGAUGACUUUGCCGCAUUGCUUGAUGCUGAGCUGGAAGUCGGUUCUUCUGGUUCAUCACCAGACGAAGAAGAUGUAGAAGCUGAUGGUGAUAAUAAUAAUGAUAAUAAUGAUGAUGAUGAUGAUGAUGAUGAUGACCUUGAUAGUCAAAGGAACAAAAGGUGCAAGACUGAGAAGUUGGAAGACCUUGAAGAAUCUCAGGGAUCAACCUCUCAGGGUUUGAUAGAGGACAAGAUAGUUAUACAUGCAGAACUGUCCUUGAAGAAGGAUAUAUGUACACAUCCAGGUUCUUUCGGACAAAUGUGCAUCCUUUGUGGGCAAAGGUUGGAUGAUGAAUCUGGUGUAACAUUUGGGUAUAUACAUAAGGGUUUAAGGCUUGGUAACGAUGAAAUUGUUCGAUUACGCAGCACAGACAUGAAAAAUUUGUUACGUCAUAAGAAGCUUUAUUUAGUCCUUGAUUUAGAUCACACACUGCUUAAUUCUACUCAGCUCAUGCACCUAACACCUGAUGAAGAAUAUUUGAAGGGUCAAUCUGAUUCCCUUCAAGAUGUUUCAAGAGGCAGCCUCUUCAUGUUGGACUUUAUGCAUAUGAUGACCAAAUUGAGGCCCUUUGUCCGUACAUUUCUCAAAGAAGCAAGUGAAAUGUUUGAGAUGUAUAUUUACACAAUGGGUGAUAGACCCUAUGCAUUAGAAAUGGCUAAACUGCUUGACCCCAGAAGAGAGUACUUCAGUGAUAGAGUGAUUUCAAGAGAUGAUGGCACCCAGAAACACCAAAAGGGUCUUGAUGUAGUACUAGGGCAAGAGAGUGCUGUUGUGAUCCUUGAUGAUACAGAAAAUGCAUGGAUGAAGCACAAAGACAAUUUGAUACUGAUGGAAAGAUAUCAUUACUUUGCUUCAAGUUGUCAUCAAUUUGGCUACAAAUGCAAGUCACUUUCUCAGUUGAAGAGUGACGAAAGUGAGCCUGAUGGAGCACUUGCUUCGGUUCUUAAAGCACUUAGGCAAAUCCACCACAUGUUCUUUGAUGAACUUGAUUGCAAUCUUGCUAGCAGAGACGUCAGGCAGGUGUUGAAAACAGUUCGGGAGGAAGUGCUCAAAGGGUGUAAAAUUGUUUUCAGCCAUGUUUUCCCGACAAAUUUCCCAGCAGAGAGUCAUCCUCUGUGGAAGAUGGCAGAGCAGUUAGGAGCUACUUGCUCAACAGAAACUGACCUUUCAGUUACACAUGUUGUUUCAACAGAUGCUGGGACAGAAAAGUCUCGCUGGGCAGUGAAGGAGAAGAAGUUUUUGGUCCAUCCACGGUGGAUAGAAGCUACAAAUUAUUUGUGGCAGAAGCAGCCUGAAGAGAACUUUCCCGUUAGCCAAGGAAAGAAUCAAUGAUCCGUUUUUUAAGUAGGCAUUAAGCCCUCCAUAUCGGCUGAUGUUUUAGAGGAGUUGCUUCCACAGUUUGGUAGUUUGAGUUGGUUCUUUGAUUACCUCACUAAAUCAGCACUUGGAAGUAUUUAGGUUGUCGUUUAACUGAUAGCAGAAAUUUUCUAGGGCACCAGAAUUUGUAAAUGUGAGACUUAACUACGUCAGCACUUAAAAAGCGUGGGCGAUGUCAUUGGAAUCGGUAGCAAAAAUUUAUCUAGGGUGCCAAAAUCUAUUACAUGGUAUAAGGAAGGCCCAAAGGGGCUUCCUGAUUUAGCCACGUGGAGGCCGUAAAAAAAAAGGAAAAAAUGUAUUGAAGAGAAAAAGAGCUGCAAUGAGGCUCAUGUGCAAUGCACGGGUCAUAGUCUAGUUUUGUAAAUAUGACACUGGUGCUCUCGUUCUCUUAGUGGUUCACCAUGUCGAUGGACAGAAGGAACGAAAGUCUCGAAUCUAAGGCCAAGUUAGUUUCUUUUAUAUAAUGAAAAGUGGAUGGCUGGUUCCUGUUGUGAGUGUUGAUGUGGUGAGGCUUGAGUCAGGGGAUGGACACGUUGCUACUGGCGUGCAGUGCAGCUGAUUCCUCAGCUUAUGGCGGGUUUUUAGUUCUCCAGAUUUCUCGGCGGGAUAUGAUUUUAGCGGAUUUUUACUUGUAUUAAAUUGUUAAUGGCUUAUGCUAACCUUUAAAAUAGUCUAACAGAAAUCACUAGUUGUACUUGUAAAGCUUUACAUUCGAAUUCUUUUACUUGCC